CGUAGUGCUGUUGAACACACCCCAGCAGAGUAGACAUCCAGUUGAAUUGUGACCAAAACAAACUCAGAGAAUAGAUAUAGGGGGCUAACUGUCACGUCUCGCUUUUCCCCAAUGCCAAGGCAAUUAAAGAAGAGGAUGGGGAUGUGCUUACCGUGCUUCGGUGGAGCUGCGGACGACGUUGUAGUCACCCCUGAUCCCGACACAAGGAGGCGACAGUUGGCUGAGGCCGCUGAGAAGAGACAAAAAGAGACAACGUACAGGGGUGUUAAAAAUCCAGAAGCAGUCGAGAGGAAAAGGAAAAAACAAGAAGAAAUCGAAAAACAGGAGAUGACCACCUCUGUGUCCGGAGGUGGUGGCUUAAGGUGGCAGGUUGGCUGAAAACGCAGAUUGUGCAACCUGAAGUCUUGGUUCUAAAGUCAUAAAGAACAUGAAGUAUUGCUGUAAGAUGACCUGGGAGAAGUUUGAACUGCUGACUGUUUGUUUUUUAUUUGAUUUCUUUGCAUUUUUGAUGAUGUUAUGACAGCUGACAUGUUUCAUGAAGAACAAUCUGAAGUGAUUAGAGACAGUGAAGCAGGACUUAAGCUCUUGUUGCCAAGUUACACGUGCUGGUUUGAACCUUUGGACAUCCAGGGAAGACAAAGAAAUGUGCAAGCAGUUAUAGGUCCUACUGUACAGUAGUUUUAAUAGGUUAUUGAUUGAAGAGUUGUAUAUAACCAAGACUAGAUAAAUUAUUUGAUUUUAAAGUCCAGCAGUAUCUCGGUUGACUGAUAUCCUGUUAAGACAAAGCUUUCCUCAACUCUCAAGUUUUUCCAUUACAUUUGAUUACAGUAUCCACAAUCUGUAAUGAGUCUGACACAUUUCAAACAGUUUAUGUUUACAAUACGCAAGUGGGCUUAUGUAGGAUUAGUUCACAGUAAUAAGCACCCUGAUAACUUUUGAUUAUUUCACCUUAGUUAGGGCUUAUUGGCAACACAAAGACCGGUGCAAACAGCUACUUACCUUGUGCACCUGGCCUUUUGAACUUUGGACUGGGCUUUGCCACUGCCACUUUAAUAAGUCCUUAUCAUUAUUUAGUUUUCUGCACACUUUGAGUUUGUUGCAUUGGAUUCUUAUGUAUACAAAACACUAAUGCAAUGCUUGCUUACUUUAAAUUAUUACAAGAAUGCGUUUGUGAGAUGCCAUAUGAUGAACGGGAGCUAAUGUUGGACAUCUAUUUGCACAGUUUGUCAACAUUUAGUGAACAGCAAAGAUCCUCACUCUUACACAAGGGGUGAUUCAUGUAACUGAAGGAAAGGAAUAGGUUUGUACAGCACAUGUAGUGAAGUAGAUUGAAUGAGCGCAUAUCUUACGGCCUUCACUCGAUCCUUAAAUGCAUCUGGUGCUUUAAACAUUUUGUAGAACAGGAAAUCCAGCCAAUGUUAUUUGCUACAAUAAAUCCCGUUUCUGCUA
Molecule: messenger RNA, 1449 nt
Organism: Notolabrus celidotus (New Zealand spotty)
Lineage: Eukaryota; Metazoa; Chordata; Actinopteri; Labriformes; Labridae
Gene: svip
Product: small VCP interacting protein
Exons: 5
Coding region: 112-378 (88 amino acids)
Biological process (GO): positive regulation of autophagy; negative regulation of retrograde protein transport, ER to cytosol; negative regulation of VCP-NPL4-UFD1 AAA ATPase complex assembly
Cellular component (GO): endoplasmic reticulum membrane
Source: RefSeq, a predicted model, not a curated record